AUGUCAGGGUCGCGCAGCAAGGCCGGCCCACAUCGUAUCUCACGGCAUGCUAAUGGCCGCCCUCGCCGAUCUCUCUCGCGUCGGCGUUGCUGCCUCCCAGCGUCCGUUGGCAGCGGCGCGGCGGGGAGGAGGGUCGGCGAGGCGGAGCGGGCGGCGCAGUACCCGUGCCCGCGCUGCGACUCCACCGACACCAAGUUCUGCUACUACAACAACUACAACCUCGCCCAGCCGCGCCACUUCUGCAAGGGCUGCCGCCGCUACUGGACCCGCGGCGGCGCGCUCCGCAACGUCCCCGUCGGCGGCGGCACGCGCAAGGCCACCCCCUCCGGCGGCGCCGUCUCCCGCCGCAAGAACCGCCCCUCCAACUCCCACGCCGCGGCGGCGGCGGCCGCCGCCGCCCAGGUCGCGUCCGUCGUCUCCCAGCUCUCCUCCGUCUCCGCGCCGACGCCGCUGCCGCUGCUCCCGCUCUCGGUCACCGCGCCGCCGCCAACGUCGCAGCUGCCGUACGAGCUGUCCUUCGUGUCCACCCUCGCCGCCAUGGACCCCGACCGCCGCCUCCUCGACCUCGGCGGCAGCUUUAGCUCCCUCAUGGCGCCGCCCGCCCCCAUGCUCACCCACGCCCACUUCGCCACCGGCUUCCUGUUCGGCGGCGGCGGCGGCGGCAGCGCGGGGCCGGCUCAUGGUCACGCUCCUGGUCUGCCGCAGCAGCCGCCGGUGGUGUCGCAGGCCGUGCCGGAGGGCUUCUGGGGCAUGGGGUGGCCGGACCUGUCCAUCUAGGACCCAUCCGGCUCCUCCCGUCGCCAAGAUCGAUCGCCGGUGCCGACCAGUCGGCUCUAAUCAGUCUAGCAUUUUCUCUGUUUUAGGUGCAUGUUCAGUUGACGGUAGCUUGUUAGCCUAGCUUACUGCAUCAGUCCAUCCAAUAUACCUAUCUUUUUGAGAGCGUUCGAAGUGAUUUCAACAAUUAAUCAGGAGUUAGCGAGUAUUUUGUUAGUGAGGUUCAGAAAGGGACUAUGAGAGUGAUCUGAGGAUGUUGGUGACGAUACUCAUGUUAAUCUGUGUUCUUGUGGCUGCAUUUCAUACGUGAUCUGCAGAUGAUGCCAAGCGUACAACUGGUGGAUCGAUGCUAGCUUACUAUGUCGAAUGGAAACAUUGUUUCAGUAGUAGUUGAAUGUCUGUAUUCUCCUUUUUUAUCUGUCCAUGACUUUCCCUUUGGUUCGCA
Messenger RNA from Lolium perenne, 1219 nucleotides. The record is from RefSeq and is a predicted model, not a curated record. NCBI's taxonomy places the organism in Eukaryota, Viridiplantae, Streptophyta, Magnoliopsida, Poales, Poaceae.